AUGAGUAAAAACAAAAAUGUACAUGCUUUUUUGGGCCGCGCUCUGUAUGUAUUAACGGGACAUGGUGGUGCUAUUAUGGAAAUACAAUGGAGUUUAGAUGGUAGUGAACUUGCUUCAUGUGCUACUGAUAAAUUAGCUUAUAUAUGGGAUAUAACAAUAUGUCAACGUGUUAAAAAAUUAAAAGGACAUCAAUCAUUUGCUAAUUCAAUUGGUUAUUCACGUAUAGGUAAAGAUAUGAUAUGUACUGGUUCAGAUGAUCGUACUGUUAAACUUUGGGAUAGACGUAAACGUGGUGAAGUUAUGACAUUUGAUUCAGAAUAUCAAGUAUUAGCAUAUUGUUUUAAUUCAUCAUCAGAUGCAAUAUUUUCUGGUGGUAUUGAUAAUACAAUUAAAAUAUGGGAUUUACGUAAACAAGAUGUAUCUUUACGUCUUGAUGGUCAUCUUGAUAGUCCAACAGGUCUUGAAUUAAGUUAUGAUGGAUCUAAUUUAGCAUCAAAUUCAAUGGAUUCAACAAUACGUAUUUGGGAUAUACGACCAUAUUUUAAUGGUGUUGAUCGUUGUAUUAAAUUUUUACAAGGACAUCAACAUAAUUUUGAAAAAAAUCUUUUACGUGUGGCAUGGUCAUCUGAUGGAAAACGUAUAUCAUGUGGAAGUGCUGAUAAACAUGUUUAUAUUUGGGAUAUAGCAACAAAAAAAUUCUUUAUCAUGAAUAUACGUGGCCAACUCAAAAAAGAACUGAAACAAAAAGAUCCAAAUGCUCGAGCAAUUUCUGAAGAUCAAUCAUUUGCUGAAGCAGCUGUUAAUGCUCUUGAACAACGAACAUUACUUGAUAUUGAUGCAGAUCCAUGGCAUGCACGCCAUACGAAUAUUAUUUGUACAUUAGGGCCGACAUCACAAAGUGUUGAAAUCCUUACAAAAAUGAUCAAAGCCGGAAUGAAUAUAGCUCGAUUAAAUUUUUCACAUGGAACAUAUGAAUAUCAUAAAAAAAGUAUUGAGAAUGUUCGUAUAGCUGAAAAAUUAACAGGAGGAGCAGAUGAAUUUCGAUGUGUUGCCAUUGCAUUAGAUACUAAAGGUCCAGAAAUUCGAACAGGCAUUUUAGCUGAAGGUGUUAACAGUGAACUUGAUUUACAAAAUGGAGAGAUUGUUCGUAUAACAACAGAUAAAACCUAUGCAGAUAAAUCUACCAUAGAUAAUUUAUAUGUUGAUUAUGUAAAUAUAGUUCAUGUUAUUAAACCAGGAAAUCGAAUUUUUAUUGAUGAUGGCCUUCUUUCAUUACUGGUUAAAGAAGUUGGAGAUAAUUAUCUUAAAUGUGAAAUUGAGAAUGGUGGUUCAUUAGGUAGUCAUAAAGGUGUUAAUUUACCAGGUGUACCAAUUGAUUUACCUGAAACAUCAGAAAAAGAUAGACACGAUCUUGAAUUUGCUAUAGAGAAUGAUAUCGAUAUUAUUUUUGCAAGUUUUAUGCGUGAUGCUGAUGGUGUUCGUGCAAUUCGAAAUAUUCUUGGUGAAAAAGGAAAAGAUAUUAAAAUAAUUGCAAAAAUUGAAAAUCAACAAGGAAUUCACAAUUUUGAUUCAAUUCUUAAAGAAGCUGAUGGUAUUAUGGUUGCACGUGGUGAUAUGGGUAUUGAAAUUCCUCCACAAAAAGUUUUUGUUGCACAAAAAAUGAUGAUUGCUAAAUGUAAUCUAGCUGGUAAACCGGUUAUUUGUGCUACUCAAAUGCUAGAAAGUAUGACAAAAAAUCCCCGUCCAACUCGUGCUGAAGUCAGUGAUGUAGCCAAUGCAGUUUUGGAUAAUGCUGAUUGCAUUAUGUUAUCGGGUGAAACAGCAAAAGGCAACUAUCCUAUACAAUGUAUUCAAUUAAUGCAUGAGAUUGCUCGAGAAGCUGAAGCUUGUUUAUAUCAUCGAGAACUUUUUGAAAAUCUUAGUUAUUUGACUAAACCACCAUUGGAUCAAAUGCAAUCAGCAGCUAUUGCUGCUGUUGAAGCAGCUUAUAAAAGUUAUGCGUCACUUAUUGUUGUACUAACACAUUCAGGACGGUAAGAAUAACAAACUUUUUUUGCUUUCAAAUUUGGAGUAAUAAUGAUAAGUUUGCGUUUUUCAUUGUGUGACCUCGAAAAAUUGUACGAAAAGUUCGGAUUUAUUUUUAUUUAACUCGUUCUUUAUGACAUUGGUUUGAGUUCAAGUGAGUGCGAAAUCAUUAUCUGUUAAAAACUUUAGCAAACUGAUCGUUCUAUAAAACUUCAUCGAGAAUGAUUACAUAUGGUAGUAAACAUAUGCCCACCAGAAGAAGAAUAAAUUUAUUGCACUUAUAUUUGAUUUCUUGUGAAAAUGUACACAUGGAUUGCUGUUUUAAAAGUAGGUCAUAAAUAAAUAGGAGCUAUCCAUAAAGAACACUCAGAAAUGAGGAGAAGAGGACAGAGCAUGUUCAAGAUUGUGUCAGCUCACUUUUGGACGUCUCCUAUUGAGAAGGUUGUGAGCACCAUCCCUGUAGUUUCUACAUCCUUUUACUUGCCUAGUUCUUCAGAAAUGUAAUAGAAAGUUUGUGGGAGAAAAGGGAUGAUUCCGAUGUCUACUUGUAUACUUCAACAUCCCUUUUAGAUCGUAUUUUAGAAACAAGUAGAAAAUUAUUUAGAAGAAAAGAACCAAUUGCUCCAAAUGAUCCGUUUGUUCAAUCCGCUACCGGAGCAUAGUUCGCAUUCAGACAGACAUUAGCUGAGAAAAACGAAAGUAACCAUUUUAACUAUUCAAAUAGUAUUAAAUAGACUUAUUCUCAAUAGAACGAACGAACACCUCUUAGCACCAAUCUGAAUCUGCUUACACUCAUUAGAGGUAAUUCGGAUCAAAAAUUAGAAAAUUGGUUUUGUUCUUAUUCGCUCUCAAUCAUUGUAGAUCGUAACAAGGUGAUUUUUGGAGUACAACUAGAACAAUCUGUCCUCUUUCUAAUGCUAAAAGAAUUUUUUUAAAUCUCCUACUGGAAAAAAGUUAUAGUUAAAAUGGUAAAAGACUACUCGUGCUGAUCCGAAUUACCCCAAAUGGGGUAAUUCGGAUCACUCCAGCAAAAAUGUAUAGAACAAGUUUUCCCAUCUCAUAACUCAUUUUUUAUCCAUUAGUAUAUGGAAAAAAAUGAUAUCGUUGGAUAGCCCAAGGUGUCUUCUAUGGGACCUGAAAAUAUCUCAAUGAAUGAGCGAACUGUUGUAAUAUAGUAUUUACAACACUGACACCUCUAUUAACCAGUUCUUUUAAGGGAAAAAGGAAUUCAGGGUAAUUCAGAUCACCUAAGCAAAACUUGUCGGGGUAAUUCGGAUCACUCCAGCUAAAAUAGCUGGAGACCACUUUUGAAACCUCUGUCACUUCUACAGUGCAAAUUCGACUAGUACUUCUCAAGGAAAAGUUGUUCAUCUCAUUGUCCUCUAUCUAUACGUGUAAAAUAAGAUGAUCUUCAUUAGAAACAAUUAACUAUUUUUCUAAAUAAUCGAAUGGCCCAAAAAAAGUAAUUUUUUUUAACAUACCCCACUCUCUUUCUCAAAUUGCUUCACACCUAAAUAGAUCGUAAGAAAAAAAAAUUGGUGUUUCAGAUGCAGAAAUGUUUGCGCUACAAAAUGGUAUGAAAGAAAAAAAUAUUGAUGACUCAUACUAUUGAGUUAUACUGCCAUUAAUCAUAGGACAAUAUAUUAUUGUAUAGUAAAAUUUUCAUUUUAUUCAAGUUUUAAUCUAAAUGAUAUAAUAAAUCGCUACAAAUUAAUUUAUACAGAAUACAAAUAUGGUUUAUUGGUCAUCUUUAACUAUAAAAUAGAUUAAAACAUACUGAUCUAAUGAAUUAAAAUAAAAAGAAAACAUUCGAAGCAUACAAUCUGUAGGGUGUGGGUGUGGAUCCUUAAGAGAAAAAUUCACACGUCCACAUCCGCAACCUCAUUCUUCGAUUUCCAUUAAUAAAUCGUCAUUAGCAAGUCAACAUAGUACCUUUGCUUGAUUUACGUUAUAGCAUAUGGCCUUAUUCUGAACACAUUUUUAUCUUUUGUAAAUUUGCUGCUCCUCAACCUAUCUCAUGCUUGUUGUCUUUUCCUAAACCUACUCUUCAUUCAUUUCAAAGAAGCGCUGAUUACUCAUCACAAGCUAGUGAUAGCUUAUCAAAUAUCUGUCAACCCUUACAUAAUUGAGCUGCUUGAACAAUAGUUUUUCUUCCAAUCAAAUAACAAGAUACUUUCUAGAAUAAUGCUCUUAAAAAUACCAACUUCUCCAUAAUCAUCGAAUAGCUGCACCCAAUAGCGUACGAUCUUUAAAUAUUCUAUUAAAUGUAGCUCUUCACAUGGAAUAUUUUACACCAGCUGUCUAAAUCGGAAAAAUUCAAACUAUAUUUAUUUCUAUUAUUUAAAUGUAUUUUGCUUGUUUUUUACGAAAACUCAACGUAUACUUUAUACGCAGUGUGUUUUCUUUUAUUUUAAUUCAUUAGAUCAGUAUGUUUUAAUCUAUUUUAUAGUUAAAGAUGACCAAUAAACCAUAUUUGUAUUCUGUAUAAAUUAAUUUGUAGCG
This is a messenger RNA of Rotaria sp. Silwood2, 4527 nucleotides long. NCBI's taxonomy places the organism in Eukaryota, Metazoa, Rotifera, Eurotatoria, Philodinida, Philodinidae. The record is from the annotation of a GenBank genome assembly.